GUUACCUGCGGCGUAUCAAAAGUCAAGACGCAAGAAGGAUAUUUGGAACCCACUCGAGAAGGCGGACGAAGUGUCAGUCCAUUCAGGGCGGAGGGGGGCGGCGGAGGCCGGAGGGUUUUCCGCUGAGAACCAGCGUCUCUGUUCUUUAACAAGCAAGUCUUAUAUGUUUGACCCAUUUCACCAGGAUGACCACCUAUGUUCUUGGGCUGGAAGAUUAAUUAUACCUCCUUUUUGUAUAUAGUAAGAUGCAGUCAACCGUACGUAGAAGAAGCAACAUUGUCCAGCUAAAUAAAAAAAUAAUUUCAUUGGGGAAAAGGGGCCAAAUCGAAGAGGCCAUUAGAGUGUUCAGGAAAAUAACACACCCUAACACUGUCACCUACAACUCCAUGAUCUCUUCCUAUGCAAAAAAUGGCAGAACAGAACACGCACGUCUUCUGUUUGAUAAAAUGCCGAAUAGGAACUUGGUUUCUUGGAACACAUUAAUCAGUGGCUACAUAUACAAUGACCAGAUUGAUUAUGCUUGCAAUCUGUUCAAGGAAAUGCCUGAACGGGACUGUUUCACAUAUGCAUUGAUGAUUACCUGCUAUUCGCGUUAUGGAUCGAUUGAUAAGGCACGAGAAACAUUUGAUUUACUUUCUGAUAUGACCGAUGUUGCUUGUUGUAAUGCAAUGAUUACAGGUUAUGUGAAAAACGGUAGGUUUAGUGAAGCUAGGAUAUUGUUUGAUAGGAUGCCUGUUAGAAAUUUAGUGUCUUGGAACUCGAUGCUUUUGGGUUAUACGCAGAAUGGGGAAAUGGAACUUGGACUGAAGUUUUUUAAUGAGAUGGAUGAAAAAGAUAUUGUUUCAUGGAACCUGGUGGUGUCUGGAUUCGUUGAGGCGGGUGACUUGGACUCCGCUUGGGAGUUCUUUGAGAAGAUUCCUUGUCGAAAUGUUGUUUCUUGGGUCACGAUGUUGAGUGGAUAUGGGCAUUAUGGUUAUAUAUUGCAAGCUCGGAGGGUAUUUGAUCAAAUGACCGGAAAGAAUUUGGUUGCAAGGAAUGCAAUGUUGGCUGUAUAUGUCCAAAAUGGCCACAUUGGUGAUGCUGGCAAUAUGUUUAAUGAAAUGACAGAAAGAAAUGAUGUUUCUUAUACUACCAUGAUUAGUGGUCUUGCGCGCAUAGGAAAGCUUGAGCAGGCAAAGACCUUGUUAGAUACAAUGCCAUACAAAAAUGUGGUUGCACAAACCGCAAUGAUUUCAGGAUAUAUACAACAUAAUAUGAUAGAUGAUGGUCGUAAAAUCUUUGAUCAGAUGGGCUCUCGUGACAUUGCUUGUUGGAACACCAUGGUUGCGGGUUAUGCUCAAUCUGGGAAGAUGGAUGAGGCUUUCUAUCUAUAUAAAAAGAUGGAUAAAAAAAGUAUAGUUAUUUGGAACACCUUGAUUGCUGGGUAUGCUCAAGUAGGAAAAAUAGAAAAAGCUUUUGAUAUGCUAGAGAGCAUAAAGGAAAGGAAUGCAGUUUCUUGGAACUCUCUAAUUUCAGGGUGUACACAAAGUGGUUUUUAUGUAGAUGCUCUAAAGUUUUUUGUUUCAAUGGCACGUGACGGAAAGAAGCCUGAUCAAUCUACAUUUGCUUCUGUAUUACGUUCAUGUGCCAAUCUUGCUCUUGAAUAUGCUGGGGGGCAACUUCACCAAGCAAUUAUGAGAGGCGGGUUUGCAAAAUAUUUAUCUAUUUCUAAUGCCUUAAUCACUAUGUAUGCAAAAUGUGGACAAAUCAUUAAUGCCAAAAAGGUAUUUUGUGAUCUUGAUGACGCAGAUGUUGUGUCUUGGAAUUCUUUGAUUGCCGGUUAUGCCUUAAAUGGACAUGGUAAAGAGGCAGUCAAACUGUUCCAGGAAAUGGAAGGAAAGGGGAUAAAUCCAGAUGAAGUAACAUUUGUUGGAGUUCUGUCUGCAUGUACUCAUGCUGGCUUAGUUGAUCUUGGUCUAAAUUUAAUUGAAUCCCUGAGUAAAAAGUACUCUAUCGAGCCAGUGACUGAACACUAUGGGUGUAUACUUCACUUACUUGGCCGAGCAGGCAGAUUAGAAGAAGCAUUUCAUUUGGUUACAAAGAUGAAAGUGAAAGUCACCCCAGCAAUAUGGGGCUCUCUGCAGUGGGCUUGUAGAAUGCAUAACAAUGUGCAGCUUGCUAGCUUUUCUUCUAAGAAGCUCAAUGAAAUUGAACCCCAUAAAUCCUCAAAUUUGGUAACUGUUGCAAACAUGUAUGCUGAGAUAGGGAGAUGGAAUGAAGUAGAAAGAGUUAGGGAAACAAUGAUAGAUAAUAGAGGAGAGAAACAACCAGGAUGUAGCUGGAUUGAAGAUAAAAAUCAUUUAGUCGUGUUUCAUGCUGAUGACGAUGACUCAAGAGCACAAAAAGCGGCAAUUCGAAAUGCAUUGAAGAGUUUAACUGCACAGAUGAUGGAUGUAGUUUGUCUACAUGUUGGUUGAUCACCUUGUCUUGAAAUAGGAUGAAUCAUCCCAUAUGAAUGGUGAAUCCUUAAUUUCGAUUUUCUCAAAAUCAAGUCUUCUUUGAACAAGGCACUAGCAAACUACAUAAUAAUAUAAGAUAGAAUCAUAGAGGUGAAAAAUCUUGUCUGAAGAUACACACACUUUUGUUGAGGCUGAUAACACACUUCUGUCACAUUGAAAUUUGAGAACUAUGCUGUUUUUUUAGCAGUAUAAGAUCAAAGACUAUUUCGAUUGAACAGAAGUUUGCCUGUUGAGGAAAUUUGAGUUCUAGAUUGAUUUUUUUUCCGUCAGUGAAAGGAUCUUUGGCCAGAUUAGUAUCAUCACUCAUCAGCUCUGCUUUUACGAAAUACGAGCAAUGAGAGACUGGAUAAAGUCGAGCAGCAGCAACAAUAUGUGAUAUUGGGAUGCAGAAUUAUCUUCCCAGCAUCUUGGUUAUUGUGGCCUAAUGUCGUGCAAAGCCACCAGAUUAGCUGAUUGAUCAUACAAUCUCCCACUGAUAAAGGAUUUGGAGUUAAAGUUUUCCGAAAGAGGCAACAAGCGGUCGUAGUAAAAAGCUAAGCGCACAGUAAAAUAUGAUCACUGUUAUGGGGAAUUCAACGGCUACAGGAACAUUAGGGGAAACGCUAGCCAGGCAUCAGAAGAAACCACGAGUGUAUAUUGGCUGCAUGAAAUCCGGUCCUGCUCUUUCUCAAAAACAUGUCCUCCACAAAUAUGCUAAUGAAGAUGUUUCAUUGGGGUCUUGGUUUAUUGGGCUCGAUGUGCACCACACUGAUGGUAGAAGAUUAUGCUGUGGAACUCUACCUGCGGGAUAUGCAGGUCAGCUGAUAGAAUAAAGGAAGUCCACCAAUGGUGCGGUGCGGAAGUCACACCGUGUUUCUUCCCACCUCCGGAAGAUGCAUAAUCAUGAGUGUACCAAGCAUUUCUCUUAUAUUAUUCUCUAUAGAUGGAAGUUAUGGUUGGUGAUCCCCAUGGGGGAGAGACAUAGGAGGAAAUAAAUGACUAAUGCUACAUGGUCAUCAUGGUGUACACCAUCUUUAUAAAAUUAUCGGUAUAUCCGUGCCCUAUAGACUUACUCAUACAUCCAUUUAUGCAAGGAUUUAACAGUAAUUUGAUAAUUUGUGUGUAAUGGGAUUCUUGCCAAUGGUGCAUUUCUUGCAAAAUCCCAAAGUGAGUCUUCUCAGACCAUAUCCCUUGAUAAUUUGUUCUAACGGCAUUCCAUUCCUGCUCAAUUAAGUUAUAUGAUCUAAAUUUGAUUUUAGAUU
Cuscuta epithymum is the source of this 3739-nucleotide messenger RNA. Lineage: Eukaryota; Viridiplantae; Streptophyta; Magnoliopsida; Solanales; Convolvulaceae. The record is from the annotation of a GenBank genome assembly.